AUGUCUCAAUUUGGUGGCGAAAUAAUAAAAAUAGUGAAUGAACUUCAAGACAAACUCAACCCAUUGGGUGAGAACUUAAUCAUAGAUUUGCCACAAAUCGCAGUCAUCGGCGGUCAGUCAUCGGGAAAGUCGAGUGUAUUGGAGAGUAUAGUCGGCAAAGACUUUUUACCCCGAGGUUCAGAUGAAAUCACUGCAGAAACUGAUAGAGAAGUUCCCGAAAGUAAAGGGAUUUCUGCGAAACCAAUAAAUCUGAAGAUCUAUUCACCGGAUGUAUUGGACCUAACAUUAGUUGAUUUGCCGGGAAUGACACGAAUGGCUGUCGGGAACCAACCCAAAGACAUCGAUCAGUUGAUUGAGAAUAUGCUAUUAAAUUACAUUGAAAAUGAUAAUUGUCUUAUACUAGCGGUCACUGCUGCCAAUCAAGAUUUAGCCACAUCUGACGCACUCAAGUUGGCUAAAGAUGUAGAUCCAUCGGGUGAGCGCACUAUCGGUGUGUUAACCAAAUUAGAUCUCAUGGAUGAGGGAACCGAUGCCAGAGAUAUACUGAAUGGGAGGCAUGAAAUCCAUUUACGAAGAAAUUUCAUUGGCGUUAAACUCCGGUCGCAAAAGGAUAUCCUCACCAAUAAAAGUAUAGGCGAAGCACUGCAUGACGAGCACCAGUUCUUCAUUGGACACCCGGCUUAUGGACCGGAAAUGGCUGACAAAAUGGGAAUUAGGUAUCUUCAGGAGUAUUUACAGACAGAGCUAUCAAAUCAUAUCUUCAAACGAUUGCCGCCAUUGAAGCCUAAACUGGAAGCAAAACUGAAUGAAAUCAACGAAAGGCUACGUAUUAUUCAGGAGAUGUCCGAAGUGUCGGACAACGCGAUGGUUAUAUCGGAGGCCAUGGAGCUAUUGAAACGGGGGUUCGACAGCGAAGUGGGCGGUAAGUCGUGGAAAGUGAGCACAACUCGCCGUAAUGGCGGCACCAAAAUCAGGGCCAUUAUUAACGAUAAAUACGCGGCGGAAGUGAAUAAAAUAUUCUUCGACGACAACAGUAUCACCGAUCAGAUAGAUAUAGCCAUUGAUAACGCGUUUGGCACCCAUUCCGGGAUGUUUACCCCGGACACCGCCGUAGUGUCUGUAGUUGACAACCAAAUUGAAUUAUUCCGCAAUAUAUCACUCACUUGCGUGGAUUGGGUUACGGAUGAGAUCAUCAAUAUUGUCAUCAAUUGUAUCGAGACCAUUAAGGGCACACCUAAAUUAAAAACCCCUAAUAGUAGAUUAAACAGAGAAUUAUCGGAACCGUCAUCGCCUAUAAGUCCUCAACAAACCCAAACACCGCAGACAGUGAUGUCGGCUAUUCUAAACCAAAACAUGCCCAGGGCACAUUGGAUAUCAUAUAAUAACAUAAAGUACUGGUUUGUGUUGAGUGGGGGCACUCUCUCCUGGUUUAAACACGAGAAGAAAAAGAGUAGUGAGGGCUCGGCUGUGCUGAACGGCGCCUACAUUAGCACUGAAGAGGAGAUACUAUUGGUUUUGAUUUAUUUGGACAAGAAAUCCAAGCGACAAGUAUUAGAGUUGGUGUUUGACUCGCGCGAUGAAACUGAACAGUGGAGGGAUUGGCUGAUAGAGGCCGGGGUUAGGUAUAACCCGAACCGACCCAUCCCUCCACCGACUGCUCCGAUAAGUCCCUCGUAUUCAAUGGCUACUCUUAAUACUGUGGACGUGUCGUACCCGUCGAAUAAGGAUCAGCAGAUCGAGACGAUCAAGAAGUUGGUCGACGCCUACAUGAUUAUCCUCGAGAAGAACUUCAAGGAUACGAUGCCUAAGUUGUGUCAGUCGCAGCUCAUUGAUUCGACCUCCGACUUCAUUGCCUUCCGGUUGAGAGCGACUAUCGAUAAGAACUUCAACACAACCGAUGAUAUCGUGGGCGACAACGGCCACAGACAAGCGGUUUUUGAUCUGCAGAAGAGACACAAACUCUAUACGGAAGCCAUUGUUGUGAUCAACAAGUUCUCCACAAUUAAGUUCACGUCCGCUCUUCACAAUCCGCAGUCGUUUGCGUGA
This is a messenger RNA of Oppiella nova, 2046 nucleotides long. The record is from the annotation of a GenBank genome assembly. NCBI's taxonomy places the organism in Eukaryota, Metazoa, Arthropoda, Arachnida, Sarcoptiformes, Oppiidae.